Raphanus sativus (radish) is the source of this 2035-nucleotide messenger RNA. RefSeq names its product protein ETHYLENE INSENSITIVE 3-like. Gene Ontology annotation, molecular function: DNA binding; DNA-binding transcription factor activity. Bases 198 to 1907 code for a protein of 569 amino acids. Gene Ontology annotation, cellular component: nucleus. The record is from RefSeq and is a predicted model, not a curated record. Lineage: Eukaryota; Viridiplantae; Streptophyta; Magnoliopsida; Brassicales; Brassicaceae. The transcript has 2 exons.
UCUAUCUCCAUGAUCUACAGAGAGACUCCACUCAAUAAACAACAAACUCUGCUUUCUCCCUUCCCCCACGUGAUCUUUCCUCCCCUUUUCCUCUUCAUCUCCAUCUUCAUUAGGGUUUUUAUGUUAAAAAGGCAGAGACUUUGUAUUGAACUACUUUUUUAAAUCUCCAGGUUUUUUAAUCGCCUCUGAUCUUAACGAUGAUGUUCAACGAGAUGGGUAUGUGCGGCGGGAGGAACAUGGACUUCUUCUCACCUGAACUUGACUUCUGUCCUCCUCCUCCUCCUCCACAGCCUGAACUCCCUGAAGACGACUACACCGACGACGAGAUCGACGUCGACGAGCUGGAGAGGAGGAUGUGGAGGGACAAGAUGCGUCUCAAGCGUCUCAAGGAGCAGCAGGACAAGAGCAGAGGAGGCGUCGACGUCGACGCUGCCAAGCAGAGACAGUCUCAGGAGCAAGCCAGGAGGAAGAAGAUGUCCAGAGCUCAAGAUGGGAUCUUGAAGUACAUGUUGAAGAUGAUGGAAGUCUGCAAAGCUCAAGGCUUUGUUUACGGGAUCAUCCCUGAGAACGGGAAGCCUGUGACUGGCGCCUCGGAUAAUCUCAGGGAGUGGUGGAAAGAUAAAGUUAGGUUUGACCGUAACGGUCCUGCUGCGAUAAGCAAGUACCGAGAUGAGAACAGUGUCCAUGGGGUUUGUGAAGGUGGUAACUUGGUUGGACCUACUCCCCACACGCUGCAAGAGCUUCAGGACACGACUCUGGGGUCUCUUUUGUCGGCUCUGAUGCAGCAUUGUGACCCUCCUCAGAGACGGUUUCCUUUGGAGAAAGGCGUGCCUCCUCCGUGGUGGCCUAACGGUGGAGAAGACUGGUGGUGUCAGCUCGGUUUGCCUAAGGAUCAAGGUCCUGCUCCUUACAAGAAGCCUCAUGAUCUGAAGAAGGCGUGGAAAGUUGGUGUUUUGACUGCGGUUAUAAAGCAUAUGUUUCCUGAUGUUGCUAAGAUACGGAAGCUGGUGAGGCAGUCUAAGUGCUUGCAGGAUAAGAUGACUGCUAAAGAGAGUGCUACUUGGCUUGCUAUUAUUAACCAAGAAGAGUCCUUGGCUCGGGAGCUUUACCCUGAGUCUUGUCCUCCUCCUCUUUCUUCUUUGUCUGGUGGAAGCUGCUCCCUUCUGAUGAAUGAUUGUAGUCAGUACAACGUUGAAGGUGUUGUUGAGAAGGAGAGUCCUUAUCAAAUGGAAGAGCUUAACCAAGGGAACGUGAUGAUGGCUGUAAAGGAAGAGGUCACAGCGGAGUUCAUUAGGAAGAGGAAGCCAAGCAGAGAUCUGAACAGUAUAAUGGACAGAGCAGCUUUUACCUGUGAGAAUCCUGGUUGUGUCCAUAGCGACGCCAGCCGGGGUUUUUUGGACCGGAACUCGAGAGACAACCAUCAGUUGGUCUGUCAUGGAGCAGCAGCACCGUCCAGGUUCCGUGUCAAUGAAGUUAAGCCUGUUGUGAGUUUUUCUCAGCCAAUUGACUUAACCGGUAUUGGGGUUCCUGAAGAUGGGCAGAAGAUGAUCUCUGAGCUCAUGUCCAUGUACGACAGAAAUAUAGAGAAUCAAAGCAUGUCACUGCUUCAACCAACGGUCCAGAAUCAUCAAGAACAUCUCCAGUUCCAAGGAAACAUGGUGGAAGGAAGUUUCUUUGAAGACUUGAACAUCCCUAACAGAGCUAAUAACAGUAACCAAACGUUUUUCCAAGGGAACAACAACAACUUUGAAGCUGUGCAGAACAACAGUAGCAGCAACAGGUUUCAGCUUGUGUAUGAUGCUCCACCGUUUGAUAUGGCCUCAUUUGAUUACAGAGAUGAUAUGUCAAUGCAAGGAGUAAUGGAUGUUAUGCAGCAGAAGCAACAAGAUGUGUCCUUAUGGUUCUAAGUCUUGGUAGUAAAAUUUUAAUCUUCUGUUUAUUUUAUUUUUAUCUUUUGUGUUCUUACAUCUACCAAUGUAAUAUUGUUAUGUGUAUGUCUCCUGGCUUGCUAUGAGUCUCUAAGACUGUUACUGUA